Molecule: messenger RNA, 1801 nt
Organism: Aplysia californica (California sea hare)
Lineage: Eukaryota; Metazoa; Mollusca; Gastropoda; Aplysiida; Aplysiidae
Product: alpha-L-fucosidase
Exons: 9
Coding region: 90-1490 (466 amino acids)
Biological process (GO): fucose metabolic process; glycoside catabolic process
Cellular component (GO): lysosome
Molecular function (GO): alpha-L-fucosidase activity
Source: RefSeq, a predicted model, not a curated record
CCGGCGUUUUGUUAUGACCAGAGACUAUAAUAAGUUUACGGGAAAAUCCGAUAUUCUUGUAAGGCAGGAGGAGACACUUGACUCGCAAAAUGCCCCUCCCCUUUACAUUAGAAGUCUUUGUGACAUUUGUUUUUUGCGUUUUGUGCGUGCAGUCUAAGAGAUAUGAGCCUAACUGGGAUUCACUGGACUCGAGACCAUUGCCGAGCUGGUACGAUGAAGGAAAAAUUGGAAUUUUUAUCCACUGGGGUGUAUUCUCAGUUCCAAGUUUUAACAGUGAAUGGUUCUGGUGGCAGUGGAAAGGUUCUGCACCAAGAAAACAAGUGGUGGACUUUAUGAAGAAAAACUAUCCACCAGAUUGGACUUAUGCUGACUUUGCCAAGGAAUUUAACCCCCCUGCAGGCAUCUAUAACCCGAUGCAUUGGGCAGAAAUCUUUAAUGCAUCAGGAGCAAGAUACAUUGUCCAUGUGACAAAGCACCACGAGGGAUUUACAAGUUGGCCAUCUAAACAUUCUUUCAAUUGGAACUCUAUGGAUGUGGGACCAGGGAGAGAUCUUGUUGGUGAUCUUGCAAAGGCUGUGCGGCAGUUUCCCAAUCUGAGGUAUGGUAUUUAUCAUUCAUUGUUUGAAUGGUUCAACCCACUGUACCUUAAUGAUGUGAAGAACAACUUUACCACAACAGAUUUUGUUUCAGGCAAAACACUUCCAGAACUGUAUGAACUGGUCAACACUUACCACCCAGAUGUUGUGUGGUCAGAUGGGAGCAAAGGCCCAGACACCUACUGGAACAGCACCCAGUUCCUGGCCUGGCUGUACAAUGACAGCCCUGUGAAGGAUUUUGUGGUGACCAAUGACAGAUGGGGAAAUGGCAUCGCAUGUCAUCAUGGAGGUUUCCUCACCUGCCAUGACAGAUACAACCCUGGUGUUUUACAGAAACGGAAGUUUGAGAAUGCAAUGACCCUGGAUACGAGAUCUUGGGGAUAUCGAAGAGACAUGAAACUGAAGCAAAUACUCAGCAUUGAAGAGGUCCUUGAAACUCUUGUCAUCACAAUAAGCUGCAAUGGGAAUAUUCUGAUCAACGUUGGACCAACCAAAGAUGGAACAAUAGAUCCGGUGUUUGAAGAACGACUCAGACAACUGGGCAGCUGGCUGGGGGUGACUGGUGAGGCGGUCUAUGGAUCUCGACCCUGGACCUACCAGAAUGACACCCACAACUCUGACGUAUGGUACACGAUGAAGUCUAUGGAGACAGACUCGAAGUCUGAGAUGUCAGUGUAUGCUUUUCUUCUGAAGUGGCCGGACUCUGACAUUCUGAAGCUUGGAGCACCCCAAGCAUCAAGCAGCACAGUGGUCACUCUGCUGGGAUACUCUGGUCAACUUGAUUAUGAUUACUCCCCAGGUUAUGGUCUUGUCAUUCAGAUCCCACCCAUACCUUUCAAUAAGAUGCCGUGUGAAUGGGUGUGGGUGUUCAAACUCACAAACAUCGCAAACUGAGUGAAUCCUGCUCACCGAUCUGACUGAAUUUCUUGCAAUUCUGUAUAUAUAAAAUAUGUUAUAAUAAUAGUUUUCAUUUCGAGUAUAGGACAUGACCAUUAUGUGUUAUAUGUCGGGACAGAUGACUUAGUCUUGGAAAGGAAGGCCAAUGAAAAGAAAAAGAAAACUUACAGGAGAAUGGAAGGAGAGUAGAACAAAAGAGAAAAUGUAGAUCUUAAAUGUAGAAAUAUAUUAGUUUGAGAGAUACGUUCAAAGGCUGAAAAAGACGAGGUGAUUUUGUCAUGGCUGAUAAAAUAAAGAAAGACAAAAAA